Molecule: messenger RNA, 2295 nt
Organism: Hyaloperonospora brassicae
Lineage: Eukaryota; Oomycota; Peronosporomycetes; Peronosporales; Peronosporaceae
Source: the annotation of a GenBank genome assembly
AUGACGGCUACCGGACGUCUCCUCGCCAAGAAACUAUCGUACCCGACCGUGCGCCGCGCCGACGUCGUCGAGCAUCUGCAUGGCGUGCAAGUGGCCGACCCGUACCGUUGGCUCGAAGACCCCGACGCUGCGGAAACGCGCGCGUUUGUGACCGAGCAGAACGAUAUGACGCAGGACCUCUUGCGUCAUACCGUCCCCUAUGUCGCCGAAACCAAAGCGCGGUUGACCGAUCUCUUUAAUUACGAAAAGUACACGGCCCCGCGUAAGUACGGCUCAAAGUACGUGUUCAGCAAAAACGACGGCUUGCAGAACCAGAGCGUGCUGUACAUUCAAGCGACAUUGGACAGCCCGCCCCGCGUGCUCUUGGACCCGAACGCUUUAGCGACCGACGGGACCGCAGCGCUCGCGAGUCGCGCGUUCUCCGAGUCGAAGUUGAACGACGGAAAGCUCUUUUUGGCCUACGGGAUCGCACGCGGCGGCUCGGACUGGCAGACGAUCCACGUCCUGGACGUGCAGGACGAAGGGACGACAGUGCUCGAAGAUACGGUCGAGUGGGUCAAGUUCUCGGGCAUUAGCUGGACACACGAUGACAAGGGGUUCUUUUACUCGCGGUACCCACCGCUAGCAAAGACGGUACAAGGCGGUGCGAAGAACGAGGAGCACGAAGAGAAGGAGCACGAAGAAGAAGCUGCAGUGGAGAAGGGGACCGAGACGGACGCAAACAUGAACCACCAAGUGUGGUUCCAUACGCUGCACACGUCGCAGGCGCAGGAUAAAUUGGUGUACGCGUACCCAAGUGAGCCGACGUUCAACGUGGGAGCUGAAGUCUCGGACGAUGGCAAGAAGUUGCUCCUGUACGUGCACGACGGGUGCAAGAAUGCCAACAUGGUCCAUGUGGCGGACCUGCGCGACUUUGACAGCUUCUUGAAAGGACCGAGUGACUCGACGAUUGCAGUGACGAAACUUGUGGACAACAUGGACGCCGCGUACUCGUACAUUCUCAACGACGGAGACGUCUACUACUUCAAGACGAAUGCGGAUGCUCCACGCGAGCGCGUGGUGCGUACGAAGCUGGUGGACGGCAGUGCUACGCCCGUGUGGGAAGAGGUGAUCCCUGAACAGCCGGAUGCGAUUGUGAUUGAUAGCGUGCACCCCGUGGCGCCCAAUCUGCUUGUUGUGCAGAUCGUGAAAGACGUGCACAACGAACUGCACGUGUAUAACCUCGAUGGCGUGUUCCUGUACGAGAUCCCACUGCCCAGUGUCGGCACGGUCGGGGUAGCAAGCAAACGCACCGAGUCGGAGCUGUUUUACCACUUCGUGUCGUUUCUCUACCCGGGGUCUAUCUUUCGCAUUGAUCUGUCGAAGACGGGAGCAACGUCAACCACAGCGCCUGUGGCUGAAGUGUUUCGUGAAACGACGGUGAAAGGUUUCGACCCCAGUCAAUUUGAGGCGGAGCAAGUGUUCUACCCGUCUAAGGACGGCACGAAGAUUCCCAUGUUCCUCGUGAAGCGUAAGAGUGCACCGAAAGAUGGUCAAUUGCCAGUGUACCUCUACGGCUACGGCGGCUUCAACAUCUCGCUCACGCCGGCUUUUAGCGUAUCUCGACUCGUGUUUGUCCAGCACUUUAAUGGCAUGUUGGCGCUACCGAACUUGCGUGGCGGUGGUGAGUACGGAGAGCAAUGGCACCAAGCUGGCAUGCUGCACAAGAAACAGAAUGUAUUCGAUGACUUCCACGGCGCUGCCGAGUAUCUUAUCGCGGAAGGCUAUACGAACCCAGAGAAGAUUGCGAUCCACGGCGGGUCCAACGGUGGUCUGUUGGUGGCGGCGACCAGCAACCAGCGCCCUGAUCUCUACCGUUGUGUGGUAGGCGCAGUGGGUGUCAUGGACAUGUUGCGUUUCCACAAGUUCACCAUUGGUCACGCGUGGCGCACGGACUACGGCGACCCGGACGUGGCGGAUGACUUUCACUACAUUCGGCAGUACUCGCCGCUCCACAAUGUUCCACGCGCUGAUAGCCCCAUCAUGCAGAAGCUUGCCGAGCGUGGUGGGUUUCCGUCAGUACUGCUAACUACUGGUGAUCAUGAUGAUCGCGUUGUGCCCCUGCACUCGUACAAGCUCAUCGCGGAGCUACAACAUCAGCUCGGGAGCUCCGAGGCACAGACGAACCCGUUGCUGAUUCGCAUCGAUACGAAGUCCGGUCACGGAGCUGGUAAGCCGACCACCAAGAUCAUUGAAGAAACGUCUGAGGUGUUUGCCUUUAUCGCGUGGAACCUUGGUACGCCAUUUGUUGCGUAA